UGAUUGUAAGUGUGCGUGUUUCAGGUGUUCUGGGUAGAGAGUGUUGGGGUGUGACUUACACUCCUGAACAUGUGUGUGCUCUGAAAGGAUCAUCAGUUGAUCUCUCCUGCUCUUAUAACCCUGGAGGACACACAGUGACUAAAUCAGUGUGGUUCAUUCAAGAGCAGGCUGGUGCUGAGCCUGUGGAUCUACAAAAGGAAGCAAAGUAUCAGGGACGAGUGCAGUACAGACAGAGCGUCCAGAAUGACUGUAGUAUGAGAAUCACUCACCUGAGAGAGAGUGACACUCAAACUUACAGAUUCAGAUUCUACACUGAUAGAAGCCAAUACACAGGAAAAGCUGGAGUGACUUUGUCUGUCACAGGUCUGCAGGUUACAGUGUCAAAUACAGGUAUUGAAAAGACACUGUUGUGUAGCAGCACUUGCACUCUGCCGAACAACCCCACUUACAUCUGGUACAGGAAUGGAAGGCCUGUAGUUAACUGGCACAGUAGUAGGUACCUGUAUGUUAGUUCUAUGGAUGCAGGCAGCUACUCCUGUGCUGUAAGAGGACAUGAGGAGCUCCGCUCUCCUGCUGUCUGUGUUUUUGAUCAGAACAGCUGCUGGAGUGUGUCUUAUUCCAUCCAGACUAUCUGCACUUUGAUUGGCUCAUCAGUGGACAUCCACGGUUACUACACAUUCCCUCAUCAGCUGCCUGACCCCCAGCCUGCCUGGUACAUAAGAUUCACCCCAAAGGACAAAGAGCUGAGUCCUGAAGAUGGCCGAGUAGAGUUUUUCAGUGACAGAGUUAAUAUGAACACACUGAGACUGAAACAUCUUACAGAGAGCGACUCAGCAGAAUAUCUUCUCCGAUUUAAAUCCCCCUACUGGUAUCACACACACAGCUCUCCUGCAGCCUCUCUCUCUGUCACAGACCUGCAGGUGAAAGUGGAACCAGUUGCAGUCACAAUGACAAAGGAAAAGACACUAAUCUGUAGCAGCACCUGCACUCUGCCCAACAACCCCACCUACAUCUGGUACAGGAACGGACAGCCUGUAACUGUACCUUACAUGUACAAGAGUAGGCUGUAUUUGUCUGUCAGUCCUGUGAAUGCAGGCAGCUAUUCCUGCGCUAUAAAAGGACACGAGGAGCUCCGCUCUCCUGCUGUUUGUGUUUAUAAUUGGAACAGCUGCUGGAGUGUGUCUUACUUCACCCAGACUAUCUGUGCACUGACUGGCUCAUCAGUGGACAUCCAUGGUUACUACACCUUCCCUAAUCAGAUGUCUGACCCCCAGCCUGUCUGGUUCAUCAGAACAGGACAACGGGAUAAAGAGCUGAGUCCUGCAGAGGGCCGAGUGGAGUUCUUUAGUGACAGAGCUAAUAUGAUCAAACUGAGACUGAAACAUCUCACAGAGAGUGACUCAGCAGAAUAUCUCCUCCGAUUUAAAGCCAGCUGGUAUGACAUAGACAGCUCUACCGGAGUCUAUCUCUCUGUCACAGGCCUGCAGGUGAAAGUGGAACCUGUUGCAGUCACAAUGUCAGAGGAACAGAGAGUAACACUGAUAUGUAGCAGCACCUGCACUCUGCCUAACAAUCCCACUUACAUCUGGUACAAGAACAGACAGGCCAUGUUUCACUGCAAAUCUGCCUCCUGCUCUGUAGCUGUGGUCAGUGAUGGGGUCAGCUACAGCUGUGCUGUUGAAGGCUAUGAGAGCCUCCUCUCUCCUCCAGUGUACUCUCCUAGAAACACCAGAGCAAUGAUUGUUUCCUCUGGAGAGAGAGUGGAGGGAGAUUCAGUGACUCUGAGCUGCAGCAGUGAUGCAAACCCUCCUGUUCUCAUCUACUCCUGGUUUAAGCAGAGAGCAGCUGCAGAUGAACCAGUGACAACAGACCAGAAUUACACCAUCAUCAACAUCAGCUCCCAGCACAGUGGACUCUACUACUGCACCGCUCACAACCAGCUAGGAGAGCACAGCUCCACACCCACCCAUCUGGAUGUGUUAUAUUCCCCUAGAAACACCAGAGCAGUAGUUGUUUCCUCUGGAGAGAGAGUGGAGGGAGAUUCAGUGACUCUGAGCUGCAGCAGUGAUGCAAACCCUCCUGUUCUCAUCUACUCCUGGUUUAAGCAGAGAGCAGCUGCAGACGCACCACUGACAACAGGCCAGAAUUACACCAUCACCAACAUCAGCUCCCAGCACAGUGGACUCUACUACUGCACUGCUCACAACCAGCUAGGACAGCACAGCUCAACACCCACCCAUCUGGUUGUGUUAUACCCUCCGAGACUACCAUCUGUAUUGGAGCAUGUCACUGGCAGCUUGGUCACCCUUGUCUGUAUCAGUGACUCCAACCCUGCUAGCUCUUACUUCUGGUACAAGAAAACAGGAAGUGACAUCCAACUCAUUGGAAACAGCACCAAUUUAACUUUAGCCACGGGAGUGCAUGGGCCUCUCUACUGCAUGGCAAUGAAUCAGUAUGGGUCAUACAACUCAUCUGUGUGGUCAUUUACAUCAGAUAACACAUCUGCAAAAUACGCAGCUUCUUCAGUCACAGUGAUUUUCCUGCUGACGCUCAUUGCUGCCUUUAUGUGGAUGAGGAGAAGAGCAGAAGCUGCAAGCAACAGGAGUGAGGAGCAGAGUGGAAAGGAUGAAUGUGCUCCAGUGUAUGAUAACGUCUCAGCCAUGCCCAUGACUUCUGCUCCCACAAGAACAGCAGCGUCAGAUGAUGAGGAUGAACUUAACUACACCACUGUUCGUUUCACACGCUCUCCCCCUCUUUACUCCACUGUCCAACUGCCAAAUGCUCUUAAACAAGAUGAGGAUGUACAGUAUGCCACAGUGACCCUUUCUAAACCAAGAGCUAUUCGAAAUCCAAUCUACGGCACAGCCAAAAGAAUCUGAGAAGAACAAACUACUAGUCAGGUUCACCAAAUUCACCCAACCCUGCCUUUGCUUUGUGCACUGGGGCUCAGUCAUGCUGGAACAGCAAAGGACCUUCCCCAAACUGUUCCCACAAAGUUGGAAGCAUACAGUUGUC
Colossoma macropomum (tambaqui) is the source of this 3015-nucleotide messenger RNA. RefSeq names its product sialoadhesin-like. The record is from RefSeq and is a predicted model, not a curated record. NCBI's taxonomy places the organism in Eukaryota, Metazoa, Chordata, Actinopteri, Characiformes, Serrasalmidae. The coding region runs from base 255 to 2879 and encodes 874 amino acids. The transcript has 13 exons.